UUAUCUUUCCCUUACCUAGUUAUACACUAUCUCUCCUUCCUUCCUUCAUUGUGUUCUUCCAAAUUGGUAAUUUAUAAUAGUAUCAUGAGGAGUCCUUGUUGUGAUAAACAAGACAACAACAAAGGAGCUUGGUCCAUGCAAGAAGAUCAAAAGCUCAUAGACUACAUUCAAAAACACGGCGAAGGUUCUUGGCGCUUAAUACCUAAGACCGCAGGACUACUUCGUUGCGGUAAAAGUUGUAGACUUAGAUGGAUAAAUUAUCUAAGACCCGAUCUUAAAAGAGGAAAUUUUGGUGAAGAUGAAGAAGACCUCAUCAUUAAGCUACACGCACUCUUAGGAAACAGGUGGUCUUUAAUUGCUGGACGAUUGCCUGGAAGAACAGACAAUGAAGUGAAAAACUAUUGGAACACUCACAUUAGAAGGAAACUUAUAAAGAUGGGCAUUGAUCCAAACAAUCAUCGAAUGAACCAAUUAGGUUCAUUUCAUCCUCACACCUCAAAUACCAAGGAAACUAAUUCAGCUACUUCCGAAGGCAAUACGGCCCAUCUAGCUAGCACUAGUACGAGUAAUGUUGAUCAUGUCUCCGAUGGGAUAAGUUGUCUCGAGAAUGAACAACUAAGCGGUUGUCGAUCGUUGCUCCCUGAUCUGAACCUUGAUGUUGUUGAUGAAGAAGAAAUAAAAACAGUAAAGGUUGUCACAACAUUAAUGCCCAGUGAAGUUGAAUCUAGUCCAACUCCAACCCUUCCACUUUUUAGUUAAACUAGUUAUAAUAUGUAAUAGCAUUGGGUCAAAACAUUUAAUGAGUUAUUUCAAUAUAACUUAGAUUUUUGUUAUGAAUUAUCAUUGAUUUUGAUA
This is a messenger RNA of Impatiens glandulifera, 855 nucleotides long. RefSeq names its product transcription factor MYB8-like. Lineage: Eukaryota; Viridiplantae; Streptophyta; Magnoliopsida; Ericales; Balsaminaceae. The transcript has 3 exons. Bases 85 to 759 code for a protein of 224 amino acids. The record is from RefSeq and is a predicted model, not a curated record.